This is a messenger RNA of Linum trigynum, 2313 nucleotides long. Lineage: Eukaryota; Viridiplantae; Streptophyta; Magnoliopsida; Malpighiales; Linaceae. The record is from the annotation of a GenBank genome assembly.
UGACAAUUCCAAUUAUAAAUCGAUACUGAAUUUUAGCACAGGGUUGCGGUAGUAGUUAGUACCAAAGAAUGAGACCGCCGAAACUGUUUUGUGUAGGUUGCAUCAAUGAUUUUACUUACUCGAACGUCGGAUGGAUGGAUAGUUUCAGGAGCAGUGACCACCAAAUUGGCCAACUUGGUGGGACAUGCAUGGCCAGGAGGAGAAUUGAAGGCCUUUCAUUCAAUUCCUUUCAUCAACAAGCUUUGCUACAAUGAACCAAUGUCGACACGUUGUCCAAGGAGUUCGUUCACAUACAUUAGUGGUUGGUUGGCUUGACUUGGAUUGGAUUGGGAAGUAGGCAGUAGGCUUAUCGGAAUAAACGAGAAACCGACAGUUUAUGAAAACAGAAGAGAAUCAAUUAUGAACUUGAUUUGAUUCACACGUUUUGAACAAGCAAUACGCGCGGAAGAGAGAUUCUGUGUGGCUUGUGCUUUUAACAUAGACCACAACCUAACCUGCUAUUGCUAAGAUGCCGACAGGCUCUUCUUACUGAUCAAACACGGUUUACUGCCGCCGGUGGCGAUGGUGACUGCACUGUGGUCGUCGUGUCUCUGUUUCUUGUAUUCCACGCCGCCUUAUGAUGGUUGGCGGCCAUGCAACCUCAUUACCUCAGUGUUGUGUUGGUACCAAAAGUGAAUUCGUUCACGAAAUCGAGAGCCAAAACUGGUUCCUUCCUUCUUUCUUAGAACCAUGUGUUAUGGAUGUUGUCUCUUUGCUAUCUAACUAUGAUUGGACAACGUCUCUACAAGGACUGACUGUUUCAUGGAAUAGAAUUAGUGCCGUUUUGGCAACACCCCAACCAAGAGAGAAAUGGAGGCGGAGAGAUGUUAUGCAAAGCAAAGACAAUCUAUUUAACGAGAUUCGGGUCGAAAUGUGAGUACGAGUAGGUGGGAAAUGAUGAACCAUCGGACUUUUACUAAAAAAAGAGACGCUAAGUGUGAGGCACAAAAAUUCAACUAUAUUGGCUUCUUGGUUACAUACUUAGAAUUUCGUGACGACAAGAAACAUGACAUUUUUCACUUCUGACUUGAGUUUUAAAAGAUAUUUCUCAAUUUUAACAUCUGACUACAUACUAGACUCAAGACUCGAACGCUUAGAUGUGCUUAGGUACACGAGAUAACAAUGUUUGGUAUAUUAAAUGACAAGAAAAUAUAGGAAAAGAAGGGGAGGGACAUACAUGCCUUAUAUUCUCCCUGCAAUGAUAAUUGUUUACUCGAUUGAUCCUAUAUCCUAACACUUAAUGCUUAUCUAUCUAUACAUAAUAUUAUGGCAAUUCAAAAUUAAAUUUUUGCCACAUAAGCAUUUGGAGAGAUCUCAAGUUGCCAAGGUGGACAAUUUUUUUUAUAAAAAAAAAAGUUAUUGACCUAUUUAUGGAGUUGUCCAUCUCUCUUCAUUUAAUAUUUAAUUCUCUUUUAUCCAAUAAUUAUUUUUCUUUUGUUUUUGUAUUAUAUCUAUAAAUAAUAUAUGGAGAGAAAGGUUAUCAAACCGGUUUAGCAAGUGAAAUGGUUUUACCAGUGGUACAACUGGUUUGUGUCGGUUCAUGUCGGUUAAUAAAAUAUGUAAAAAUAUCAAAAACCAUUAAUAUCAAAUGAAUUUAAUCAUAUAUAAACCAUAUUUGAAGACAAUUUACGUACAAUUCAUAUUGAUAUUUAAUUUUGAAUUGCCAUAAUAUUAUGUAUAGAUGUACUCAUACUUAAAUUCACUAAAACAUAGGAAUCGUAUGUGCAAUAUUUAUAAUGUAUCCUAAGUUCACAUUACUAAUAUUUUCUCUAGGUCAUGUUGAUUGAGCAAUCUCUAUUAAGGUCUUACAUCAUAUGCUAAGAAAUUUUAUUUUCAGACUUGGAGUUAUUUAUUGUUAAAGAUUAUAAAUUGAAGUUUCCAAAAUGACUUGAGUAUAAUAGUUGAUGAACUUUGACUUCAUAUUCUAGGAUGAGACACGAGAUCCCUUGAAAAACGAAAUGUGUGAAAUUUAGAGAAAUCUUUGUUAAGGAUGUACGUUAAACAUCACAUUUCAUGCUAAGAAAAAUCUAAAUUCGACGAUUGAGGUAAUAAAUAAACAUUAAUGUUUUACUUCACAUAUAUAACAAAAAACAUUUAUAGUUACAAUAGUGUAAACCGAGCUAUAUAGUUGUGAGCCUGUGAUUUCAUACCAAAUUUUGGCAUAUCAUAUUCCACCCAAGGAGCUGAGUUCAAAGGUAUUAAUUAGUGUUGAAAGUAAAAUAAACUCUCAGUAUAUAUAUGUUUAGAUAUUAACAAUAGAUGUGUCUACAAUAC